CCCUUUGCCCCUCCCUGCGCACUCAUUGGUCCCUGGCUGCACCUCUGACUGGGCAUGUGUGUAUGUGUUAGCUGUUAGCGUGUAGAGAUGGCCGCAGACAAGCAAAACGACGCUAAAGUUUCCCUAAUGGAAGAAAAUAAAGAAAACUUACCGGAUGGAGGACUUGGACUGGAAAUCUUGCAAAUCAUCAAAGAAUCCCAGCAGCAGCACGGCCUCAGGCAUGGAGACUACCAGAGAUACAGGGGCUACUGUUCCCGCAGGCUACGGCGCCUCCGCAAGACUCUUGGCUUCAAGAUGGGAAACCGACACAAGUUUGUUGGGAAGAAAGUCACUGUGGAAAUGCUUUCUGAUAACAGGUAUCUUCUGCUGGUUUUGAUGGAAGCAGAGCGUGCAUGGAGCUACGCCAUGCAGUUGAAGCAGGAGGCCAAUACAGAGCCACGUAAGCGCUUCCACCUGCUGUCACGACUACGUAAGGCUGCAAAGCACAGUGAGAAGCUGGAGAAGCUCUGCGAAAGCCCCCGUGUGGACGCCAAAACUAAACUGGAGGCACAGGCCUACACUGCAUACCUGACUGGAAUGGUGGAGUUUGAGCUGCAGGAGUGGAAACAAGCCAUGGAGGCUUUCAACAAGUGCAAGACCAUUUAUGAGAAGCUGGCCAGUGCCUUCACUGAGGACCUGGCAGUUCUGUACCGCCAGCGUGUAGACGAGAUAUCGCCCAACAUUCGCUACUGCGCUUACAAUAUUGGUGAUCAGAAUGCCAUCAAUGACCUGAUGCAGAUGAGGCUGACUGGUGGAGGAGGUGGCAUGAUGGCUGAGAAACUAGAGGCACUGAUUACUCAGGCGCGAACCAAGCAGGCGGCCACUAUGAGUGAAGUGGAGUGGCGAGGACGCACGGUGCCCGUGAAGAUCGACAAGGCUCGCGUCUUCCUGUUGGGUCUGGCAGACAACGAGGCCGCCAUCGCUCAGGCAGCUAAUGAGGAAACCAAAGAACAUCUGUAUGAGACCCUGCUGGCCGAGUGCAGAGACACCAUCCAGGCAGUGAAAGAGGAGCUCAAGACUGAGGCGAAACAGCGAGAGAGGAGCUCUGAUGGUGACACUGGGAAGGUGUCCAACCUGCAGUACCUGCACAGCUACCUGACCUACAUUAAGCUGUGUACACUGGUGAAGAGGAAUGAGAGCAUGGCUCAUACUCUGCAGGCCAAACUGAAGGAGCCCGAGGCCGACGAGAGCAAGAGGGGGCCCCGUCCACAGGAUCUCAUCCGCCUGUAUGACAUCAUCCUGCAGAGUCUGGCAGAGCUCUCCACCCUGCAGGGUCUGGAGGAUGACCACACCUUCCAAAAGGAGGUGUCCCUGAAGACCCUGGUCUACAAGGCCUACAGGUGUUUCUUUAUAGCCCAGUCUUAUGUGUUAGUGAAGAAGUGGAGUGAGGCGCUGGUGUUGUAUGAAAGGGUGCUGAAAUAUGCCAAGGAAGUCCAAUCUAAGGCCAAGAGCCUCAACAACAGCCUCAAGGAUCUCCCCGAUGUCCAGGAGCUCAUUGCUGAGGUCAACGCUGAAAAAUACUCACUUCAAGCUGCUGCCAUUUUAGACACCGACGAGAUAGUUGAAGUUCCUCAGCAGCUGGUGAAAGACAACACGCCCCUCUGUGACCACCUGGAGACCUUCCGCUUUGACCCCAGUCUCGUCGGAAAACAGCCCAGUCUGGUCCAGUUCCCACCCGACUUCCAGCCAAUACCCUGCAAGCCUCUGUUCUUUGACCUUGCUCUUAACCAUGUGGCCUUCCCACCGCUGGAUGACAAGGUGGAACAGAAGGGCAAGGGCGGUCUGACUGGCUACAUCAAGGGCAUUUUUGGCUUCGGCAGCUAAACCUAAACCCACACUUCAACCUCCAUGUGAGAGCCACAGGGCCCAGAGUUUACUGCAACCAGCCAGAAUUGGGUCAGCUGUUAGUUAGAAUCAUUUCAGUUUGUCUUUUAUGUUUAAUUUUUAGUGCCUAUGUGCAGAGGGGUUGGAGUUGGCAGUUCUGAGGAAGACGGAGUCAAUAUAGUCUUCUCGGAAAGAUUAAUGAAAUAGUAGCACUAUGACCCAAGUCCACAUCCAGCUUCAGUAAUCGUAUCAGCCUGCAUGGCUUCACAGCAUACAGGCUCCCUCCUUAAACUGAGCAAUGGAGGUGUUGGCAACUUUUAACACAUUAAUAUGCCGUGGUUUUGAUGAGUGAAGUCAAGCUGUCAAUCUCACGGUAAAAGAUUAAAUUUUUUCCCUCCUGUGUUUUAAAUGCGCCUUCAUAUUGUGUUUUUUUUCCUUUUGUAAAUGGAUUGUUCUGCAUUUUUCUUAGCCCUCUAAAAACAAAAAGAUAUGUUUUGAUCUCAUCAGCCUCAACAUUAAUUACAAGACCUAUAGCUGACCAAACUGUAAUCAUCUGUAUGAUUUCAUCAGUCAUCACAAACUAAAGUUUGUCCUCUUAAUCUUUGCCCCUUGUUGCUUUGACGGCAUAAAAAUCCUCAUAAACACUGUACAGCCACAAGACCUUGUGUUGGGACAAGAAAUGUCAGCUUGCUCAGGUGCCUAAGAGUGUACUCGCACUGAGCUGCUCCUCCCAGUGUUCAGUUGUUUUGACCGGUGUGUAACUGUUAGAAGAAAACAGGUGGCCAUGGGUCCGUAGCUGAAACGCUGCUUCAACAUCUCAGUUAUUAACCAAUAAAUCACUGGUAAAUAAAGAACAAGGUUUCACUGUAAGUGUGCCUGUCUUUAACUUUAAACUCUAUAACGUGAACUGUAGCACGUGUCUCUGAGUGGAGAGGAGAUGUUUGAGUUUGGGUUUAAGGAAAAAUUGGAAGAAAAUCUUCAGAGCAUAACCUCCAGAAACAUACUCGGGCCUGAGUGCAGGCACACGAGGACAAGUGUGACAAGUAGUCCUUUAGUUGUUCCACUUGGUUGUGAUUUAGUAGCGGCGAGGAUCCGAACAUGUACAACAUCCAGUUCCUCCUAAGUGCCCUGUGGGUGGGCACCACAUCAUAACAAACAAAGCUGUCACUGUCAAAGGUGUAGGGGCUGUCCCUCAUCUGCAGAUGUGAUGUACUUUUAAUCAUCGCAAGAAGAAAUUUUUCCAGUCUGUGGUUUUCUGUUUUUUCUUCUCUGUCAUCCUAUGUCAUUGCGCCAAAGCCUCUCGAAACCCAGCCUCUGAAUUCAGGAAACUGGGACAGGGCUAGCAUGACUAAUGACAAAGCUAUGAGUCACAGUUUGAAAUGAUCCUUUCUGAAUAAAAGAAGCUGGAUUGGCCAGUGUUUUUAUUUCUUUGGUAGUUCGAGCCUAAACUCACCAGGCAGUUCAUUAGAUGCACUAACCAGCUAGAACUAAAGCAGUCACAUACAACACACACUGCAGUAAGAGGCUGCUUAUUUACAGUCAUAAUAAUGGCGGCAUUCCCUCCAUGACAGUUGUAUUAUCCUGCUUUAGUUUUAGCUACUUGGUUUUUUUGUACUUUGUUGCAUUUUUCUUGCCCUCAAACGUGACGUCCUGUCAAAGGUCCAACUGCUUCAAUAGCGUCGUCUCGCUGGAAGUAGAAAGCUCUUUAAAGGUCCCUCUGCUACAUGUUUUCAAAUGGUACCUGCUUGUUGACGGCAGGUUCAGCUCAUGAGACUGUAAUCUGUUACUGUAAAGCUUUUAAUGGUGUGUAUUUAUCUACAAAGGACAGUGGCAGACAUCAGGACACUGAAGGAGCUGUUAGCAAACUUUCAUUCAUCCCAUUGCCAACACCACACCUCUGUCUGUCUGUCAUGGGAAGGACUACAAAAAUGUUUUCAUCACCUUUGACAUGUCUGUGGAUUUUCUGUUUUACAUAUUUGUCGGGAUGUAUUGAAACCCCUGAUCUUUAUGUGACCUGGUUUGCCUGUGAGACUUGGUGAAACACUAGGAAAGGACGGUUUCAGUCUCACUAACAUGUUUAACUUUUUUUGUUUUUUUUUUUUUUUGUUGCUUAAUUUUGUCUUCACCCCCCCCUCUUCCCUACUCAAGUGUUUUUACGCUAAGUAAGAUGGAUGGGCUGGAACAGUUCCAGCACUUUACCUCGAUUAGCCUGGAAAACAAAAUAGCUAUAAUCUGUAGAUGCUGGAAACGUUUGUGUGUGUGUGUGACGAGAGUAAUGAAAUGAGGAGAUCGUAUGAUUUCAUGUAGUUUCCAGCCUGGUAAUUAAAGUAUAUUUGCACCAAA
Messenger RNA from Haplochromis burtoni (Burton's mouthbrooder), 4206 nucleotides. It is a transcript of the gene srp68, whose product is annotated as signal recognition particle 68. The transcript has 16 exons. The record is from RefSeq and is a predicted model, not a curated record. Lineage: Eukaryota; Metazoa; Chordata; Actinopteri; Cichliformes; Cichlidae. Gene Ontology annotation, biological process: SRP-dependent cotranslational protein targeting to membrane. Gene Ontology annotation, molecular function: endoplasmic reticulum signal sequence receptor activity; signal recognition particle binding; protein binding. Bases 88 to 1863 code for a protein of 591 amino acids. Gene Ontology annotation, cellular component: signal recognition particle, endoplasmic reticulum targeting.